CCGCCGGGGCCGGGCUGGGCGCUUGGCACAAGGGGGUAGGGGGUGCGGGGAGAGAAAGUCUCGCGACCGAACAAAGAAGCGGAGGGAGGAGACUGCCGAGCCCCGCCUCGCCCGGGGAGCCCCGCUCCGGGAGCCCCUCUCGCCGGCGUCCACCCCCGAGCCGUCCGCAGCCGCCGCGACGGAGCCUACCCCGGACCCACCCGAGGGGCGAGAGCGCGGUCCGAGAGCGGGAGGGCGGCGGGGCCCGUCAGUCCGGUCCGCCCGCCCGGACGACACCGUCGGUCCGCGGGCGCCCAGGCGCCUCCACCGCGCCGAGCCCCGGGGCUGUCAAUCCAGGAAGCGCCACCCCAGCGACCCCCGCGGUAAAAUGGGGGGGGCGCGACCAAGGAACUGCCCUCGGCCUCCGCGACUGCGCCCCUCCCGCCAGCAUCCCCCCGCCGCCACAGCCCACCGCCCGCUGAGGCAGGGCUGGGGUCGCCCCCGGGCUGACGAGGGGGGACGCCGACAGCACCCCCGGCCCAGUCCCCAUCGCGAACAAAGAAACCCCGCGGUCCCCGCGAGCCCACUCACCGCGCCGGAGCCGCGCCUCCACCCGCCCGCGGCGUCGCGGUCCGGCGACCACCGGCGACCGCGGGCCACGGCGGGGGCGUCCGAACCGGUCUCCGGAGGCCGGGGACCCGCCGCCUCAGCGCUGCCCGCGGACCUGCAUCGGACCCUUCCCCCAGCCCCUGCCGCCGCCGCCGCCUCACAGCCCGCGCUUCAUCCUGCUCCGCGGCGCCCACCCUCCAGCUGGGGCGCAGCGCCGACCCCGCGAGCCCAGUCCCCGGCGGGCACCGCUGCCUCCACCGCGGAGGCCGGAGCGGAUCCCGUGUUUUUGUUUUGAGUUUUCGACGCCCCCAAGGGGGCGGGGCACGUGACUCCCCGCGGAGGGAUCCGCGGUGCCGCUGAAGCCUUUGAAAAAGAGUCCCGCCCUGGGCCUGGGUCCAUGGCCGGGUUUGCGCCCUCCUUUUCCCCCCUGGGCCUGGCCGAGCCACCUGUCCCUCUCGAUCCCGGGCGGAAGGUGGAGAGCUGGAAGUCGGCUUUCUGCGACUGAUCCGGGGACGGGGAAGGAAAGGGACCGGUAGGUUGGCGAGGCGGAAGGAGACAGCUUCUGGUCGCAGUGCACCUUUUAAAGGUCCCCAUUUGUUUUGCUCUUGCUGUUUUGAAAAGUCCGCCCAAAGCAGCCCGCUCUCCGAUUGGAUACUGGUCGAGCGAUUAGAACGCGGAGCAGCUGAUGCAAUCUCGAGUCCGGAUUGGCUGGCCGAUUUGUCUUCGAGUCCUCUGAUUGGCUUUUGUCUUAUCCGGAGCUUCUAUCUUCCAAGGGGCCUUAGCAACGCGGCAGCCCGGGUUGCGCAUGCGUGAAGCUCCGCAGGCAGAAAGACCUGACCCUGGGGUCCCGGCCUUGGCGACCGCCGCCGCCAGUCCCUACGGUGUCCCCCUCCUGCCCCCAGAGAGCUGUGGGAGCGGGACAGCCUUUAUUCCGUGCUGCCGCCCCCUUUACCGGGAGCCGGGACUGCAGGCCAGGAUCUGCAGCAACGCGGGGGAGGGGCAUUGGAGAGCGAAUCCUGCUUGGGGAGACGGGGCCUUGUUCGGGGUUUUGGAAAAGAACGAAAAUUCCAUUAACAGGUGACUUUUAAAUGGUUUGCGCUGUUUCUGUGGCUGUGCUACUGCUUCUUUCCUGCUCUGUGCCCACCUCCUAGGUUCACAGUCUCAGAUGUCACUGAGGACAAGUUCCCUGUAAUUUUGUGCAAUACUUCUGUGAUUUUUUAAACAUCGUUAAAGCUAUUGUUUUUAUUUGACAUGAACUUUUUUGCUGGAAAUCUAUGCUGAAAAACAUAAAUAAGGGUAGGCAACUAACAUGGAAAAUAAAACUAAGAUUAGAAUUGCACAGAGGGCAGCUCAUUGCAGUGUAUAAAGAGGCUCCAGAGAGAGACAGAAAGCAGCUGGACAGAAAACAUGCAGCAUGAGAGUAAGGAGAGUAUGUGGCCAAAACACAACGGAGCUUGGGGACUUUUUUCAAGUAGGAGGGCAAAGGUAGAAAGGAACAUAAGAUAUAAAAUAAGGGAUGUGAAAGAGGAAAUGUAAAAUUGUGCGGUAGAUUUUUUAAAUAGAGAUGGCAUAAGGCCAAAAGGAAGAGAUCAGAAAUUGUCCUUGACUGAGAUCACUGACUGUUAGAAAGUUAUACAAACUGUAUACUAUAUGAUAUUUCAUAAUUGGUAAUUUUUUUUUUGUAUCUUUUAUCAGGAAGACUGUUCAAAGAUGAGCAGUUCUCUAAGAAAACAAGAAAGCUUGCUAGGAGGUGUUCAGUUUCCUGGUCUUGGCAGACUCUGUUCAGUACAGGAGAAAAGAAGGAUCCAAUGGUCCCAAACGGAGCCCCUUGUCCACUUCAGUCCACUUACCUAAGAUAAAGGAGAUGGCAGUCAUUAAAAAAUAUUGGUCAACUGUAACUACUUGAACAUCAUCCUUUGUUUCAAAAUACCUCCUUUCAACAAUGAUGAUAUUCUGGGACAGAAAA
Messenger RNA from Neogale vison (American mink), 2554 nucleotides. Its product is annotated as translation initiation factor IF-2-like. The coding region runs from base 368 to 883 and encodes 171 amino acids. NCBI's taxonomy places the organism in Eukaryota, Metazoa, Chordata, Mammalia, Carnivora, Mustelidae. The record is from RefSeq and is a predicted model, not a curated record. The transcript has 2 exons.